AUGGCUGGUGGUCGAGCAUGUACAUCUGGAAGUGGUGUUGGUAGUAGUGUUCGUUAUUGUUGUUCCGAUAAAGAUUAUUGUAAUCGAGCACUAAGUCGCACUGCUUCCAUGAUCAGUAUUAUUUUACUUAUAAUGGCAUGUUUAGCAGUAUUGAUGAGUUAUCAUGCUUUAACUGAUGAAUUACAAUUCGUUAAAAAUAUUGCUCAAUUUUAUAUUCAAGCUAGUAGCAAAGAAUAUGUACUUUCUGAUGUUAGCAGUUUUCAUGUAUUAAUAGCAACAGCCAUUCGACGUUUGACAAAAGAAUUGACUGAGAUAUAUUGA
Messenger RNA from Rotaria sordida, 321 nucleotides. Lineage: Eukaryota; Metazoa; Rotifera; Eurotatoria; Philodinida; Philodinidae. The record is from the annotation of a GenBank genome assembly.